AUUAACCAGAAAAAAACGAAACGAUGAAACCUAAAUUGAAUAAUCAACAAACAUUAUUCAUGAUCUUAUUCAAGAUUAUAAUACAAUUAUAUACAUGGAUUACAUUACCAUUGUAUUUUAUCAUACAACAACCAUGGAAUCAUCGUCGUCGUAAUGAAAAUAAUCGUCUUCGUAUUCAUCGCCAUGAAUCGGACAAAUCAGAUAUGACAGAUAUUUAUAUUCGUAAUGAUUCCGGUGUUUAUGAUCAUCCAAUAUUUGAGCAGUCAACAUUAACGAAAAUGUUUCAAGAAACGAUACGAAUAAAUCGUCAUGAUCAACCAUGUCUUGGUUAUAGAAAAAUUCUAGAAGAAAUUCCUGAUGAAAAAAGCGGUGGUGGUAAAGUCAGAAAAUAUCGUCUAUCAUCAUCAUAUAAAUGGCUUACCUAUAUGGAUGUGGAUAAAAUUACCAAUAAUCUUGCACAAGGUUUAAUGGCGAAUGGUGUACAGAAAUCCGAUCGUAUCUUAAUAUUUGCUGAAACACGUGUUGAAUGGAUGAUUUGCUUUCAAUCUAUUUUACGUAUCGGUUCACCGAUAGUGACUGUUUAUGCGAAUAUGGGUAUCGAAGGUUUAAAACAUGGAAUUGAAGAAACAAAUGUUCAUACGAUCAUUACAUCAUUGAAUUGUGUGCCGAUGCUUAUGAAAACAUUGAAUCAAUCACAACAAAAUUCAGUCAAACAAGUUAUCUAUAUGGAUGGUCAUCAAAAACCGAAUUCCACAAUUGAUUUUGGAUCCAAUAUUCAGGUUUGGCCUUUAAGUACCGUAGGUGAUGUUGGGAAAAAAAUUAUUGAAAAUAAUCAACAACAAUCAUAUCCUGAUGCAAAUAUUGAUGAUCCAUUAGUAAUAAUGUAUACAUCGGGUACAACUGGCACACCGAAAGCGGCCACAAUAACACAAAGACAAUUUUGUGCAUCAAUUCGUGCAUUAUACACAAUCGUACGAAAUGUUGCUCAUAGUGGUCCAUUGCAUACAUAUGUUUCAUAUCUUCCAAUGGCACAUAUUAUGGAAUUAACAUUGGAAAUAUUUUUCACAUUAUUCGGUGUUCGAUUAGGCUAUGCAACACCAUUCACAUUGAUAGAUUCGGCUACAGGUUUAGCAAAAGGCCAAAAAUCUGAUCUUCAAUCACUUAAACCAACAAUAAUGACAUCGGUACCAUUAGUAUUGGAAAGAAUUCUCAAACAAAUUGAUGAAAAACUUCGAAACACUUCGACAAUAUCUCAAAUGGCCAUUGAAUAUCUGAUUGAUUAUAAAGCUCAUUGGACUAGUCGUGGUUAUCAAAGUCCAUUGAUUACGUAUUUAAUUUCCUCGAAAAUUCGUGAAAAAUUUGGUGGAAAUCUUCGUGUAAUGAUAUGUGGUGGUGCAGCAUUAGAUCCGAUUGUUGAAUCAAGAAUUCGUGCCGCAUUAGAUGUUAUCUUAAUGCCUGGUUAUGGUGCAACAGAAACAACCGGUGCUGCAUUCUGUAUGGAUUUUCAUGGAUUAGAUUAUGGAUUUGUUGGUGCACCAAUGGGUGAUGUUUACUUUCGAUUACGUGAUUGGAAUGAAGGUGGCUAUUCUGUACGUGAUAAACCAAAUCCACGUGGUGAAAUUCUUAUCGGUGGUGAUCUAAUUGUUAUCGAAUAUUUUCGUAAUUCACCAUUGACUUCGGAAACAUUUCAAACCGAUCAAAAUGGAAUUCGUUGGUUUCAAACCGGUGAUAUUGGUGAAUUAUAUCCAAAUGGAUAUCUUAAAAUUAUUGAUCGUCGAAAAGAUUUGAUUAAAUUACAGAAUGGUGAAUAUAUUUCAUUGGGUAAAGUUGAAGCUGCUCUAAAACGUAGCCAAUAUGUAGAAAAUAUCUGUGUAUAUGGCCACAUUAUGUCCGAUGAUCUGGUUGCAUUAAUUACACCGGAAAGAAAUUCCUUGAAACAAUUGGCUAAAGAUCUGAAUAAAUCAGAUGAUAUGAAUAUACAAGAUUUAUGCAAUGAUAAAGAUAUUGAACGCACCGUUUAUGAGGAUAUCACGAAAAUGGCCAUACAAUCUUUGCUGGGCCGAAAAGAAAUUCCACGACGAAUACGUUUAGUACCAGAUGUUUGGUCCAAUGAAACCGGUGUAUUAACAGCAGCGUUAAAAAUGAAACGUCGUGUUGUUGAAAAAAUGUAUCGACAACAAUUGGCUGAUUUAUAUUCCAAUCAUGAUAAUAAUAAUAUUGAUGCAAAUAAUAAUGUUGCCAAAUAAUAGUCUGUUUUUUCGAAAAAAAAUUG
This is a messenger RNA of Dermatophagoides farinae (American house dust mite), 2272 nucleotides long. RefSeq names its product long-chain-fatty-acid--CoA ligase 4-like. Gene Ontology annotation, molecular function: palmitoyl-CoA ligase activity. The record is from RefSeq and is a predicted model, not a curated record. Gene Ontology annotation, biological process: neuron differentiation; long-chain fatty-acyl-CoA metabolic process; long-chain fatty acid metabolic process. Gene Ontology annotation, cellular component: plasma membrane; lipid droplet; endoplasmic reticulum. Lineage: Eukaryota; Metazoa; Arthropoda; Arachnida; Sarcoptiformes; Pyroglyphidae.